Messenger RNA from Protomyces lactucae-debilis, 648 nucleotides. RefSeq lists its product as uncharacterized. Gene Ontology annotation, cellular component: kinetochore. Bases 1 to 648 code for a protein of 215 amino acids. Gene Ontology annotation, biological process: kinetochore assembly; attachment of mitotic spindle microtubules to kinetochore; protein localization to kinetochore. The record is from RefSeq and is a predicted model, not a curated record. The transcript is spliced from 4 exons. NCBI's taxonomy places the organism in Eukaryota, Fungi, Ascomycota, Taphrinomycetes, Taphrinales, Protomycetaceae.
AUGCAGUCCACGCCAGACCAGCUCGUCAAUGAGCAGCAGCACUACAAAGAACUCUUCCAAAAGCUAAAAGUCAGCUACAUUGAGGAAGAAACACGCGAGCGCUAUUUGCGCAUGCUUGCAGAAGACGACGUGUCUGCCGAUACGGCUGCUCGCACACAGCUCGAACAACACAACGCCGAGGCCAAGGCGACGCUGCAGCAGCAAAAGGCUGCAGUGCAGGCAUGCCAGGCGCAAAUCACAGCACUCUCUCAGAGCGUUCCUGCACAGAAACGACGCGUUGAUGGUGCUCUGGAGGGUAUGCGGACGCUCGAGACAGAGUCGGCCAGCUUGCGUGCAUCCCUGCACGAGCUGGAACAGCUUCGCCAGCAACGUCCUCAGCCCGUCAUGUCACUCAAGGCACUGCAGUCAAAGCAGCAAACAUUGGGCGUGUCUCUGUCGCAAGCACAAGCAGACACCAACAUGCGCAAGGCUCGCGUGGAAGCGUUGGUGCUUCAGAAACAGACUUUGCAAGCACAAGCUGCGCGUAUGGCAGAAACACACGCGACAUUGACGGAGCAAGCAGCGCGCGGCCCUGCAGCUGGUGUUCAGCACGAGAUUGGUCAAAUGUUGGUGUCGUUGACGCAGAUUGCGAGGCAGAUUGAAGCGUAG